This is a messenger RNA of Melitaea cinxia (Glanville fritillary), 1361 nucleotides long. It is a transcript of the gene lms, whose product is annotated as homeobox protein MSH-B. Gene Ontology annotation, molecular function: DNA binding; DNA-binding transcription factor activity, RNA polymerase II-specific. The transcript has 3 exons. Lineage: Eukaryota; Metazoa; Arthropoda; Insecta; Lepidoptera; Nymphalidae. The record is from RefSeq and is a predicted model, not a curated record. Gene Ontology annotation, biological process: central nervous system development; regulation of DNA-templated transcription; neuron differentiation. The coding region runs from base 293 to 1303 and encodes 336 amino acids.
UGAUGUUUCAGUAGCAUUUUACUGAAGAGCCAGUUAAAAUGUCGACCGCAGUCGAUUCUGUAAAACAAUUUGACAAAAACGUGUCGUUAGGCUCCAGUUCAGUUUAAAUUAUUAACUCGUGUGAGAUGGCAAUAAGUCGUGACGGAAAAGCUGUCAAAUGACUUAAAAGUUUUAGUUCUUAAAGUGCUAAGGGUGUAGUAGUACGUGGAAUAGUUAGAGAGUGAAUUUAGAACAAAUCAAUAAUAUUUUUAGCGACAUACCGAACAUUAAAUCAAUUGAAUUAAUUGUCAAAAUGGAUUCUGUGAAAUCUGAAUCGAUGGAAAUUAACGAAAUGAGUGAUGAUCCGAAAAAUAACAAAACUGAAAAUAAAUUAGCCUUUUCUAUAGAUAAUCUAUUAGCCAAUAAAUUUGUGGAUAAUAAUAGAGACAGAGGAAUUAAUGAAAAUGCUUCGACGUCUGAUUGUGACUAUUUUAGUGUUUUCGAUAAGGAACAUGUAAAUAUUGAAUCUGAUGAUGAUAAAGAUAGUAGUGAUUCAGAGCAGUUGGACGUCGAGAGCUCUACAGCUGAUGCGCAGGAGUUUGCUGGAUCUAAACCUUCUGAAUAUUCAUCAGCAUCAUGUUCAUCUCGCGGUAAGAGAGCUAGGACGGCGUUUAGCGCUCAACAGAUCAAGAGUUUGGAAGCUGAGUUUGAGAAGAACAGAUAUCUUUCAGUCGCCGCGAGAGGGCGGUUAGCGCGGCAGUUGAGACUUACUGAAACACAGAUUAAAAUAUGGUUUCAAAACCGACGAACAAAAUGGAAACGAAAGUACACAAACGACGUAGAAAUAUUAGCGCAACAGUAUUACAACAGCCUAGGUAUCAUUUCGCCUAGACCUAUGUUUGUUGGAGAUCGACUAUGGAUCUUCAAUUACCCAAAUCGACUCCAACCAACCCAGCAACAACAAUGGGCCAAGUCACUCAACAACAUCGCCAAUAUACAACAAAACCCAAUUAUAGAACGAACAAUGUUUAGAAAUAUACCAAAACCGGAUAUCCCGCUCCUCUUGCCACCGCAGUAUCCAAACGAUCGCUUGUUUCUGAACGUUGAACGAAAUAUCAGUUUGACAGGAAACGUCGGUUUGACGGGGAACGUCAAAGUUCCCGCGCAAAAUCGGUUCGUGACAGUCCCCAGAGAGGUGUACAGCAAUAUGGCGACGGCUCAAAGGAGUUUGGAUAUGUACAAAAAUAAUAUUUUAAGCCACAGCCCCAAUCAGGAUUCGAGCGUUGACCAUUUGAGAAGAUUGGAAGAGAAUUUUAGUAUUUAGUUAUUUGUUGAUGUAUUUUAUAUUACAGUUUAUUUAAAUAAAUAGAAUUUAAUUCAUA